UCAGCCUGCCAUGAGUGCAUAGAGGAGGAGUGGAGUGUCCAAGCAGGCACACUGUGCUGCUUCUGAAAAACCCUCCAGGAAAAAGGACUGGCCUUCCUACCCCACAAGGACCGCAUUCUGCUUCCAUGGACAUUUGAGACAUUUGGAAAGUUAUCUUUUGCCAUCGUUCUGUAUGCGUUCGGUUUCUGUCAGGGAAAACAGUUUUUGCUUUUCUGCAUCUGUUCAUCAGUCAGGUUGAUCAGAAAACCUCCAGACCAUUCACACAUCAGCUCAGCACAAGCAGCCAGAGUUUAUUACCGUGUGGGACAUCAGGACUAACAUCCGCUCCACAGGUCCGCUCAUUGCCACGCUAGCCCAGACGCUGGAGUUUGUCACUGGGCAGAGGCUUCUGCUGUGUCGGGGCUGCGCUUUGGUGGCGUCCCAGAGCCUGUCUGAGUGGGUCAACUGGGCUUGGUACACGCACGCACGCACGCACACACAGACACUCGGUGAGAAGCACAGACACACACGGGGCCACUGGACUUCAGAGCUUACAACUCUGGGUUCCUGGCCAUGAGGUUUGAUGCCUCCAUCCACUGACGGGACACACUGGACCUAAAUGGCGCAGCAUGACUUUGUGCCUGCCUGGCUUAACUUCUCCACUCCACAGCCCGCCAAGUCCCCUGCAGCCCCCGUUGAGAAGCAUGGAGAGCAUUUUGCCCGUGGAGAUGGCCGGCCUGGAGUGAGCCGUCGCAGACACAACUCAUCAGAUGGGUUCUUCAACAACGACCCACUCAGAACCCCUGGAGGAGACGGCUGGCUGCAGCCCUCGCUGUUGAGACAUGACUCUGUAGACUCUGGUGUGGCCAAGGGCUCGCAGGGCGGACUGGGUAGCGGCUCAGGCUGGAAGGACCCGACCAACUGGCACGGCCCCACCAGGGGUCAGGACGGCCCCCAUCACCACCAUGGCCGUCUCCAAAAACGCGGAGGAGGGGACAGAGACAGGCAGGGGGGCCACCGACAACGCAACGGCAACUAUCACCCCCGCAAAGGAGGUUCCUUCCAGGACCGCUAUUCGGACGAGGAGAGGAGCGAGGACAAGCUCAAGUUUGUGGAAGAGGAUUUUCCCUCUCUGAACCCAGAGACGACAGGAAAACCUGCAAAUCAGCCUCGUGCCGUAGGGACCCCUGCUGGAGUUUGGGAAAACCCACCUAGUUCCAAGCAGGCCAUGUCUAAGAUGCUGGUCAUUAAGAAGGUAUCUAAGGAGGAUCCUAAUGCUGCAUUCUCAGCUGGGUUUGCCAGUACCGGACCUCUGUCCACUAACAGCUCCAAAGUCCCCAUCACCGGACCCAGUGUCUACAAGAACCUGGUGCCCAAACCUGCUAUCACACCCACUAAGGCCGGUCCUUGGAAGGCCAAUGGAAGGGAAACUAAAGGUGGUCUGCAUUUCUCUGGUCGGGAUUCAGCCUUCACCAGUCCUUCUUCACUAUCCAAACCUCUGACCCCCAUCAACGCUACUGCCCUUAGCAGCCCUAAAGAGCCUCCCUCUAGCACCACCCCACCCAUUGAUAUCAAUGCUCCCCGUAUGAAGCUGAUGCGGCGCAGCACAGACAGGAAGAGUGAGUUUCUGCGAGGGCUGAAGGAUGAGAGGAAUGGGGAGGUGAGCGGCUGCCACAGCCCGGGGGCUCCAGCAGAGGGAGAAGGCAGCACACCUGAGCCUAAAGACUAUGGAGAGACCCAUGAGAACGGCCUGUCUCACUCCCUCAGUGACUCAGACACCGAGCAUCUGUCCAGCUCCCUGGAGGCAGAGCACAGGCUGCUGAAGGCAAUGGGAUGGCAGGAGUACCCAGAGAAUGAUGAUAACUUCCAGCCCCUCACAGAGGACGAACUCAGAGAGUUUCAGGCUAAAACAGAGCAGUUGAAGAAAAACGGGCGUAAUGGCAUGCUGUUGAGGUCACGUGGUGUGACCCUGCCGCUGACCUGGAGGAGCCCAGCGACCUCUGGCCUGGACGAGGACUCGGGAUCUGAGACCAGCAGCAGCCAGAGCUCUUCUGACGAAGACACCUAGCGUGGCUUUCCACCCCGCUUCUCCUCUUCCUCAUCAGCAUCAUCAUCAUCAUCAUCCAUCACCCGCACUCUGUCUCUCUCUCUCACUCUGUCUCUCUCUCCUCCCGUUAUUUAAAGAAAAUAUCAGAUUAUUUUCAUGCACAAGGGACAUCAACCAUAUCCCAGUGAGAGACAAUAUGGAGCUGUUAACUCAUGAGUCGUUUUUCUUUCUUUCUUUCUUUCUUUCUUUCUUUUUUCUUUCCUUCUUUGCCACCCCACCACCCUUUCCCCUGCCGCCGUCAAGUUUUUCUCAGUUAGCCAGAGCUAGACAUGUUUAUGAAAAACUACACUCACACACA
This is a messenger RNA of Chanos chanos (milkfish), 2384 nucleotides long. It is a transcript of the gene gpbp1l1, whose product is annotated as GC-rich promoter binding protein 1-like 1. Gene Ontology annotation, biological process: positive regulation of DNA-templated transcription; DNA-templated transcription. The record is from RefSeq and is a predicted model, not a curated record. The transcript has 11 exons. Gene Ontology annotation, molecular function: RNA binding; DNA binding. Gene Ontology annotation, cellular component: nucleus. NCBI's taxonomy places the organism in Eukaryota, Metazoa, Chordata, Actinopteri, Gonorynchiformes, Chanidae. The coding region runs from base 599 to 2047 and encodes 482 amino acids.